AUGGCUAAAAAAUUAUCUAACUCCUACGAAAUUCGCAAAGUGUCUGGAGUAAAUCCUAGAUUUCGUCUUGUUGCAAUGUUCGAGAAGGGCGGCCUUAUUAACCUAAUUCAAAAAGGUAAUCCUGAAGUAUUUGUGGAAGAUGCAGAGUGUAAUAUCGUGAACGUCAUAACAACUAAGAAAAAUGAUGCAAUAUUUCAAGCUGUGAUUGAAACUGAUAAGAUAACUCAUAAAAAGAAUAGACCCGCUUUAAAACAAAAACCUCCGCCCCUGGCUCCGGAUUCUAUUUGUAUAAGGGUUGCCGAUGGUAUAGAGACUUUAUUGAAUCAUAGAUAUAAAUUGGGAAAUGAUAUCUUCGGGGAGGAGUUGUCAGUCGCAGACUGA
This is a messenger RNA of Psylliodes chrysocephalus, 381 nucleotides long. Lineage: Eukaryota; Metazoa; Arthropoda; Insecta; Coleoptera; Chrysomelidae. The record is from the annotation of a GenBank genome assembly.